AGCUAGAGCCUGCUAGGUGAACUUGGAUAUUAUAUGAUGGUAAAAAACGUCCAUAUUUUCAGUGUAUUUGUCGUCGCUGCUUUUUUAAAACUAUAUGAAUCGACACUGUGUCCAGAAAGUGAGGAGCGACAGGUUUGUUUUUGUUUAUGUUUUUAAAUCAGUCUGUGGGUUAAUGCACAGGGUUUAAAAACACACACAGCCCAUAUGGACGGUUUUAAUGAUUUGCUGACAGACGAAAAAAAGCAGAGAUGAUUUGUAAAAGAUAACAAUAAAGCAGCAGCUAUCAUCAUACGAGAAAAGUAGUUCCUGCCGUCACGGGGGUGUGGGCGAGUCACAGUGUAUAAAUACGCCGGGUUGUCAAACAGUAAAGUUUCUCUGGAGCCUCCAUGCAAAGUGUCAGCUGAAGACAAACUGGGAACCCCGUCAGCCAUCUGAGAAAAAGGACAGCGUUAAAAAAAAAAAAAAUCAACAAUACUGAGGUGAAAAAUAUCUACUGGUCAGCUUCUCAACACUGACGACUUGACACAUCCGAAACAACACAAGGGAAUUAAAAUAGAAACGCAGGAGUAGAAGUCAAGCUAGGACAUCAUCAGUAACGAUAGGACCUGAAAACAUUGUUCAACAUCUGUGACGACGACAACAACAAACGGCCUGCAACCUGCUGCCCCUGCCUUCAAGGUGCCUUUACCAUGGUGACAAUAAAAAAAUCAUACACUUUACAGUAAGCCAGAGGAAAAACCCCUUGUUGCAGUUGCGUUGCCUCAGUUUCAGCACCAUCAUCUCAAACACUUUGCUCCCAAGACGGCGCUAACCUGGUGCAGCCAUGCAUCUGGAAGUGAAGGUCGCCCUCAACUUCAUCGUGUCCUACCUGUACAACAAGCUGCCUCGGCGUCGAGCUGACCUGUUUGGGGAGGAGCUGGAGAGGAUACUGGUGUCUCGUUUUGAGGGUCACUGGUAUCCUGAAGCCCCUCUUCGGGGUUCUGCCUUCCGCUGCAUUCACCUUGGAGCACCAAGAGACCCCGUGGUGGAGUUAGCCGCCAAGAGAAGCGGACUUGACACGGAGGAGGUGCGUGCAAAUGUCCCUGCAGAGCUCAGCGUGUGGAUCGACCCUUACGAGGUAUCCUACCAGAUUGGAGAGAAGGGGGCGGUGAAGGUGCUCUACCUGGAGGAUCCUCCAGGCCUCGGAUGUGACAGCGAGAGGGUGGAGGGGGUGAUGAGAGAGGGUAAAGGAGACCCAGAGGCGGAGGAGGCAAAGAGUCUGGGUUUCAAUCCAGACGCUCAGGUGUUCGUGCCAAUUGGAAGCCAGGCAUCUCCUGCCCUCAUGCCAUCGCUCUCUAGCUCUCCCACACCUCUGUCCGCCCCGUCCUGCCCCGGGCUCUUCAGCUACCCCAGCUCCAGCACGCCCACUGACCCUGCUGCCCACUCCUCCAACACCUCCACCCCUUCUCCUCCCAGCGGAGGGCUGCCCUACCUCUCCACUCAGCAGCCGCCCUCCGCUCUCCCCGCUGCCCGUCCCCAACCCAUCACCUUCACCACCGCCAGCUUUGCCGCCACUAAAUUUGGCUCGACCAAGAUGAAGAAGUGCAGCGGGGCCGGGUCGGCAGGUAACUCCAGCGUCGCGGUCGGCGUACCGCCCGCCCAGAGGAUGCUCACCCGUUCUCCUACCACCAUCUCGGCUCCUGAGCUGCUUAAGCACAAGCCGCUGUCUCUCUCCUUGCACUCCCUCGGAGGUCCCAUCCCAAGCCAGCUCUCCCCCAACGCCAAAGAGUUUGUCUACCCAGGUUCCCCCGGCCCCCUUUACUUCGACGCUGACACCCAGCCCAUGCAACCUCAUGCCAGCCCUUUCCAACCCCCCCACAAUGUCAACACCCAUCCGUCCUUUGACCCCUUCUCCAGCCCUCCUCCAGCACAGAGCGUGGGCAUCAUUGGCAGCAGCGGAGGGAUCUCCUACAUGGAGAAGCCGCCGUUCGUCGAGGGUUUAGGAAGCUACAACCUGCAAUAUCCCAGCCAGUCCUUCCAGCCUGUUGUGCUGGCCAACUAAGCCUUCAUUUGUUAUGAUAAUAAGAAUUGUUGUAGGAGGAGUUGAGUAUAGGACAGUGAUGCUCCAGAUAUUUUCAGUUUUUCUAACAAAUUGUUCUAAUACUAAUACAAGCUAAGAAUUAGUUUUACUACAAAGAUUUAAAAUACCACGUCCACUGAAUAUUUCAUGUGACUUGUUUUGUUCCUUCAUAACCCUCAACCCCACCCUGCACUUUUGUCCACUGCUGUUACUUGUCACGUUCUGUGUUGGCUUUGAUGACAGGAGUGGGUUGGGGUUAAGUUCCUUUUCUACCUGGAGUCGUUGCCAAUCUCUUGUGUUUAUUAUUUUGCAUUGAAUGUUAAUGCGAGAGACUUCUUUUGUUUUGUUUUUUUUGGACUUGUAGUCUAAUGGACCCUGAUCUAGUAUAGCUCCAUUUUGCACUGCACUGUCAUGCUGUGAAAAAGGACCUCGCCAAGUCCUGCAGGGAACGACGGCUGUGGAAAGCUCAGCACUUUGCUCUGCAAUCUGCUCUGCCCUACUUGCCACAAAUACAGAGAGGGGGGCUCUGCUGUCUCUGUGUGUGUGUAGUCCUGUUCUGUUUUGUUGUGGCUCAGCGUGAGCCGGAGACUCAUUGUUUGUACGGUGGGCCCGUUACCCUUGAAACGCACUCGUGCGCAGACACAAUUUGACUCUGUUGUUGUCACCGGGUGGAUAUUAAAAGCAGUUUAUCGUCAGCUGGAAUGUGUACAUGACGUGGGUUUAAAUGAAGUGAGCGCAGAGGAGGGAGCAGGAAGAGGGAGCGUUGGGGUGUUGAGGGAGCGAUGUAGUGGAAUGUAUUGUACCUGUCAGGGGGAAACUGCAGCUGAGAAGGUCAGGGAAACCUUGGUGAAUGUGGGAGGCAAAUGAAUCUUUGCAUUUUAAGACAAUAACCAUUUGCUGAUACCUCAGUUACACACACACACACACACACACACACACACAGAUGCAAGUUAUGGCGUCAUAAAUCUAUACAAAUGGGCAGCACAUACACAGAAAUAUCUGCACACACAAUUCCAGUCAGCAGUGUGUGAAGGUGAACAGGCGGAGAAGGGGGUGAGGGGGAGGGGAUGCAGCAGUUAAGCAGUAGGGAUUGUGAUAAAUGGCUUAGCAUGACUUUGACUAUGAAGGAGUGGUUUUCCUCUGCACAGAGAGGAGAGAGGGAGCUGGUAGAGAAGGGAAGACAGAGGAAAAACAAGAGAGGGAUGCAGCUAGAGAGUUGUGUUGCCUCUGGUGUCCGGGUUGUAUUCGCUUAGAGAGCAACACUUUAAAACCCAGAGCACGUUUCUGGUGAGCUUAAAUGGUAUUGAAGCCAAAGGCUCCCACUAUUCUCUCGCCUCUUGAAAUUCUUCAGUGAUCUCUGUUCCUCCGGUUGUUACAAAGAGAAAGCAGCAGAACAGUACAGUGCAGCUUGUUCCGUCUCUUUUUCCCAGUUGCAGUGAUUUGGACAAAGAUGAAUGUUCUUUAUUGAUGUGUGGCUUUUGUCGCUUUAUCGGAGAGCUUGUCAGAUCUCUGCAAGUCUGCUGUUUCUAACAUGUAGGUUACUGUAGUCACUACAGGGAAGGGUAACCCCCCCUCCUCCCCCCAGAUGUCCGUUCGAGCUGUCCGGCACUUUAUUACUGGGCUCCUGUUGCUGUGUGUCGCCCACAGACACAAGAGCUAAACGUUCUCCCAUUCCUUUGCCCUUUGCACAUUGAAUUCAGCCGUCACGAAACGCUUUAGAGAUUCAAAGAGGAGCUAAAUUGAAGUGAGGAGAUGCUGUCAGUCAUGUCCGUUUAUGUGAAUGUUUUCUAGACUUGUAUCCAUAAAUGUUUUUGUAUACAAUGACCCAAGGACCCUUGACUUGUGCUCACGCUGGUAUUGCGAUGUGACAGCUUGUCAUAUGCAUGCAAGUUUUCUUUCUUUCUUUUUUUUUUUUCAUUAUUUUUCUUUUCAAGGGGACGGGUGGGGAGGUACACUUCUCUGUAAAUGUUACAAUUUGUGAGGGAAAGAUGCAUUUACAAUUUUUGUUUUGUAAUUUAUUUCCAAUAUUUCUAUUCUUUUCUUUGUUUUUUUUGUUUUUUUUGCAAAUUGUCACUUACAUUUGUAUAAGUAAGAAAUUACAAGUCCAGGAAUAUGUAUAUAGAAAGUUCUUAUGUUCAGAUUCUUUGUUUAGUUUCUUACAUGCUGAAGUUAUUUUUUCAGAAAAAUAACGUGAAUAUAUGCAAACUGAGACAAAAAUAAAGAUGUACAGAGUAAAGUAUUGAAUGUGUAUUGUACCUUGUACAGCAUUUGUCUAAUAAGACGGGUAAAUGUAUUCACUCUUCAAGUUGGAUUUGGAGUUUUUAAGAAGUGAAUGUUUACAGUGGGUUUGUGUAGGAAAAGAUGGCUAAUAUCACUUUUUCUGUGCUCCCGUGGCAGUCUGACAACACUACUCCCUGUUCUCAUAGGCAGUACAUUUAAACCAAAAAUCUCCACUUUUCAGAUUCAUUUUUGAUUGCAAUGUCCAUCUUCCCUUUUUUCAUAUGAAUUCACUGCAUAUCAUUCUAUUUUUUUUUUUGUCCAUUGCUGAUUCCUUUCUCCUUCGUUUUUAAAAAGGAAAAAAAACACAGUUGCACAUUAACACUACUCACUUGCCUGUAUGCUACCACAGUAGCUAAACUCAGAUUUAUGUGAGCAAAAUUUCCCACAAACGAUGAGGGAAAAACUCCCGCACACUGUCUCGCUCACUGCUGAAACAUUUAUUAGCCUGCAACGUUUCAGUCUGUCCGAGCUUCAUCAGGUAUAUCCUCCCGCAAACAAAAAACCCCCCCACACAUUUCAUAUUUCUCAUUUAAUUUAACUUACUCUCACCUCAUUUUUUUUCCCUCCCCAAACGUGUCAUCCUCUCCCCAUCAGCCUGGUCCUUUGGUCUCGAUAAUAUAGCCAUAUCCCAGACUGUCUUUGCUUACACAGAUGCUUGCCCUUCUUCAGUGCAAUGUAAUGCCAUAAUUUAAAUUACCCUGAAGGAUUCAAGGGGUUUCUACCUCUCUACGCCCUGAGAAAAAAAUCCAGUAUUCCUAUCUCAUCAAUAGGAAGUACAGUGUUACAGCAGGUUUGGAAGGAUGAAGGAAAUGAAUGUGCUGUGAAUGUGAUUCAGAUCUGUAGUUAGUCAACCCUGGUUGAGAUGGCCUGUGGAAAAUAAACGGAGGAACUUGUCAUUUUUAUUGUGUGUUUAAAAGUCUUGGAGAGAUUUUUAGUCACAUGCAUGUCCAAAAUGUCCAAGUGACUCCUUUUUCCUUUUUUUCUUUUUCUUUUUCCUCAGCUGUCAGAUUAUUCAGUGCAAACGAGGUGUCGUUCAAUUUCUUCUGCAUACAAAUCUGGCUCUGCAGGUGAGAGGUCUGAGGAUGUCAGUGAUUAUUUUAAAAGCUGGUUAGCCUCCUUUUAAGAAGCGGUUUUUGUGUUUUUACACUUGAAAAGAAGUAAACAGAUCCGUGUUUUAAAUACGCCGCAAAUCAGCUCUAAACGCAGGCUAUUCUACAAUCAGGGUUGAGAAUUAAUGAAGAGAAAAAAAAAAAAAAGAAUUUUGUAUUCUGAUGUCCUUUUGCUUAUAUCAAUGUGUGCGUUUUAUUUUGCACUUUGGAAUAUUUCAUUGUCAUAAAAGAAGUUUAUUUUCUAUGUAAAAUUUAACAUUUAAGAGUAAAAUAGAUAUAAUUAAAAGUUCAGAUGAUGUAUAAAUAUAGUGCUUUCUUUCCUGCCUGUAUUUUAUUAUUUUUCCUAUUUUGUAUCUGAUCUGUACACCCUGUAGAUGUAUAAUGAAUCUUUCACUACUGAAAUGCAAUGACCUGUUUCUGUGCUGCCCCUCGGGAAUGGGGAGUUACUACUGCAGUUUCUUAUUGUAUCAGAUUCUUUUUUAAGUUUGUAAUAAAAACAGAUUGGCAAAAAAUAAGCAUGGAAAAUAAGCUAA
Messenger RNA from Thunnus maccoyii (southern bluefin tuna), 5981 nucleotides. Its product is annotated as protein Tob2. The transcript has 2 exons. The record is from RefSeq and is a predicted model, not a curated record. Lineage: Eukaryota; Metazoa; Chordata; Actinopteri; Scombriformes; Scombridae. Gene Ontology annotation, molecular function: transcription corepressor activity. The coding region runs from base 824 to 2041 and encodes 405 amino acids. Gene Ontology annotation, biological process: regulation of gene expression. Gene Ontology annotation, cellular component: nucleus; cytoplasm.